Molecule: messenger RNA, 879 nt
Organism: Wallemia ichthyophaga EXF-994
Lineage: Eukaryota; Fungi; Basidiomycota; Wallemiomycetes; Wallemiales; Wallemiaceae
Product: GPI transamidase component PIG-S-like protein
Exons: 1
Coding region: 1-879 (292 amino acids)
Biological process (GO): attachment of GPI anchor to protein
Cellular component (GO): GPI-anchor transamidase complex
Source: RefSeq, a predicted model, not a curated record
AUGUCCGAAAUCAAGUCAAUAUUGAUCAUAGCGUGUUUUAUUUCUUUUUUUAUUUUUGGCGGUCUCGUUGAUUAUAUUGGUCUCGGAAGUGAUGACAGAUUGUUGGUGGAUUUUGAUAGCCCCAACAAGCUUAAUUUAUUGUUCACAAUUUUAUACGAGAAGAGCGGCUAUAGAGUGGACGUCGAGAAUGAGCUCAGCGUUAAGCUCAAUCCACUGCUCAAACAGCUCGAUCAGAUACACUCGUUCAGAACAGAAUCACAGCAUGUGUAUUACUCCCCAAUAGACAUUGAGAAUCCAGUAAACAGCCUCAACGCUUACAAUCUCAAUUCAAACGACGCGGACUUUCACUUCAUUUUCUACAUCCCAACGCAAUCCAACAAGCUCACAAACCAUUCGCUCACAAUACCAGAUUUUGGCAGUCUCACAGUGCUACCACCUACUCUCACAGCCCUCCCAUUACACUUUGUGAGGUUUCAGCUCAUGCAACUUCUCGGAUUCCAAGUCUGUGAUAGAUCUCCAACUCAGUCUGACAUCGAUCACCUCCUUCUCACCAAAAUAGACAGCCUCAACGAAGACAGCGAGUUUACCAUCAAUCUACUCUCCGACAUCCCUCCGAAAUCUAUCUUCCAUCUCAAUCAGUCUCGCAAUACCUCACUUAGUCUACCCACAAGACACCUCCACUCGUUUAAAGCAAAUGGACACGCGACAAAAGAGUUCCACAACCCAUCAAAACUCCCGCAGCUCUACUUCCCCGACGAACACAAGUACGCCAUUUACUUACCUCUCUUUGGACCAAUCACGAUACCCAUCCUGUUAUCAAUCGUCAAGCAAAUCAAGCAUUUCAGAAACAAAACAGCUAAAGAUCAUGUCAAACUGUAA